GAAGCGGGCCUCAGGUCCCAGGCGGCCCGCGCGGGCGCCCCGGCACGUCCGCAGGCUGCAACGAGAGGUGGCGGCUUCUGAGAGGAAGGAGAGACGAGGGCGGGCCUGAGGGGCGGCCGGGAGGUGGGGCGCGCCCGGGGGCUGGCCCGCGCGGGCUUCAUCUGCGGACGCACGGCCUGCUCCCGAGCGCUGGGGAUUCCGAGGCGCGGCAAGACUAGCGGCUGGAGCGGCUAUGGGCCGCCGCUGGGGCUUCCUGAUCGGCUUCUUGAUCGCCGUGGGGUUGCUGGGCUCGGGCCACGGCGAGCAGCAGCCCCCAGAGACGGCGGCGCAGAGGUGCUUCUGCCAGGUUAGUGGUUACUUGGAUGAUUGUACCUGUGAUGUUGAAACCAUUGAUAAAUUUAAUAACUACAGGCUUUUCCCAAGACUUCAAAAACUCCUGGAAAGUGACUACUUUAGAUAUUACAAGGUAAACCUGAAAAGGCCAUGUCCUUUCUGGAAUGAUAUCAGCCAGUGUGGAAGAAGGGAUUGUGCUGUCAAGCCUUGUCACUCAGAUGAAGUUCCUGAUGGAAUUAAAUCUGCAAGCUACAAGUAUUCUGAAGAAGCCAAUAAUCUCAUUGAAGAAUGUGAGCAAGCUGAACGACUUGGAGCUGUGGAUGAAUCUCUGAGUGAGGAAACACAGAAGGCUGUUCUUCAGUGGACCAAGCAUGAUGAUUCCUCAGACAACUUCUGUGAAGCUGAUGACAUACAGUCUCCUGAUGCUGAGUAUGUCGAUUUGCUCCUUAAUCCCGAGCGCUACACGGGUUACAAGGGACCAGAUGCUUGGAAGAUAUGGAAUGUCAUUUAUGAAGAAAACUGUUUUAAGCCACAGACAAUUAAAAGACCUUUAAAUCCUUUGGCUUCUGGUCAAGGUAAAAGUGAAGAGAAUACUUUUUACAGUUGGCUAGAAGGUCUCUGCGUAGAGAAAAGAGCAUUCUACAGACUUAUAUCUGGCCUCCAUGCAAGCAUUAAUGUGCAUUUGAGUGCACGAUAUCUUCUACAAGAUACGUGGUUGGAAAAAAAAUGGGGACACAACAUUACAGAAUUUCAACAACGAUUUGAUGGAAUAUUAACUGAAGGAGAAGGUCCACGAAGGCUUAAGAACUUGUAUUUUCUCUACUUAAUAGAAUUAAGGGCUUUAUCUAAAGUGGUUCCAUUCUUUGAGCGCCCAGAUUUUCAACUCUUCACUGGAAAUAAAGAUCAGGAUGCAGAAAACAAAAUGUUACUUCUGGAAAUACUUCAUGAAAUCAAGUCAUUUCCUUUGCAUUUUGAUGAGAAUUCAUUUUUUGCUGGGAAUAAAAAAGAAGCAAACAAACUAAAGGAGGACUUCCGACUGCAUUUUAGAAAUAUUUCAAGAAUCAUGGACUGUGUUGGUUGUUUGAAAUGCCGACUGUGGGGAAAGCUUCAGACUCAGGGUUUGGGCACUGCUCUGAAGAUCUUGUUUUCUGAGAAACUGAUUGCAAAUAUGCCAGAAAGUGGACCCAGUUAUGAAUUCCAUCUAACCAGACAAGAAAUAGUAUCAUUAUUUAAUGCAUUUGGAAGAAUUUCAACAAGUGUGAAAGAAUUAGAAAACUUCAGGAACUUGUUACAAAGUGUUCAUUAAAGAAAGCAAGUUGAAAAGUGCCUAUUUCUGGACAGUGGAGGCCAAAGAAUGGAAUUUCAUUCAAAGGCAUAAACAGCAAUGAGAGUCUUAAGUCAAACAUUUUAUAUAAAGCUGCUUUUGUAAAAGGGAAUUAUGUUGUUUUAAAUAACAAUUUUUUAAAUUGUGUUAAAUCUAUGUGUAAUAUUAUUGUGAGUAAAAGUAAAACUUUGAUAAUGUGGUACAUCUUUAAUGUUUAAUAUUAAGUAAAAUCAUCAGGAUUAUCAAAUUCACAUAAGGUAAAUCUAAGUAAAUGAUGUUUUAAGUCUCUCAAACUAGAAUUUUGUGUAAGAAGACAUAAUAUAAAUUAAACUGUGGCCAAUGUGAAAAGUGCUUAUAGGAGAAUGUUAUGACCCAUUAUUAACAACCUAAAUUACUAACAGCCUAAAUGUUCAACAUUUAGGGUGAACAGAUUUGGUAAAUAAAAGUACAGAAUGCCUUGUUAAAUUUGAAUUUCAGAUAAACAACAGUUUUUUAAUAUAAGUAUGUUGCAUGUAAUAUGGGACAAACUUAUACCAAAAAAUUAUUCCUCCUUUACCUGGGAUAUACCUGGGAGUCCUGUGUUUUAUUUGGCAACUCUACAAUACAUUGGUAUGAAACAAAUCACUUUUAGAAUUAUUUUGCUAUUUUGAUUGGCUUAUUUUUGUGUGUAGAAAGAUACAAUGAUAAUUCAAGGGUAUAAGGGAUUUCUAAGCAGUGUGAAAAGUUGAAUAGAUUUAUAUAUUUAUUCUCAUAGUACUUUCCCUGAUUCUGAAUAAAAAUUUGGGGAAACUUUUUAUUUUUAUAUAAUUUCAAAUUUAUAGAAAUGUCUCCAGGAUAGUAUCAAUACAAAGAACUCUUUACCAGAUACCUUAAUUGUUCAUAUUUGCUUUCUCUCUCAUGCUUUCUCUGUAUAUAUACAUGCAUAUACUAUUUUUUUCUCAAUCAUUUGAAGAGUCAGUUAUAGGCAUCAUGUCCUUUGAACCAUGUGUAAUAUGAAUAAGGUUUCAAUGAUUUUUUUUUUUUCAGGAAAAAUAUCUGGAACUAUAUACUACUAUAAGCCUUAGAAUAAGGAAUCAUUUUGAGUUCCAACCUAAAAUUCUUUUUUGAAUUUUGUUACCCUUUUAAUGCUGUAUAGUCAUAGGCAUAAAAUUUGGGGGUUUUGUAUGUGAUAUUCAUUUCUUUCUUCUCCCCAUAACUAAACUGUAAUUUUUAGAAGUCUUGAAGGGAAGAUCUUCAAUGAUAAAAAAUAUUUGAAGGGGUUUAGGAAUUUAUAGCACAUGGUAAUUGUAGGAAAAAGGGAAAUGUAUACCUCAAAAUCAUGGGCCCUUUCUGUAUGUCUUAGCAGGUAUAUCAGGUUGAGAUGUAACAUUAUUAAUAAAGCAGGGUUUAUUUAUAUAAUGGCUUAGAAAUGCUACUUAACACUACUAUAUGCUUUUUCUUCUUUAUGUCCCUACAGCCUGAUACAGUGUCAAGCACAUAGUAGGUGUCCAAUAAAUAUUUGAGUGAAUGUAUGAAAAUGUAUUCAAUAUAUUUAAAUUAAUUAUCACAGAACUAAGUUUAAUAAUAUAUGUCCUAUUUCCUUUCCUCCCUAAUUUGAAUAGGGCAGGAAAAGAAAGAUAUUAACCUACUAUGAAGUCAGUAUUCUUAGAGACUCAAAAGACUAUGAAGUGAGCACCAAAUAUAGAAGUGUAAGGACGUUUGUGGUACUCUGAAAAUUUGGUAGAUGGGUUUCAGUGGUUAUUUUGCCUAUGUAACUCUUUAACUCUCAUCUCAUGUCCCUACUCUCUCUUUUUGUAAAGCCAAACUUUGGAAAGAAUUUCCCUGUCUUCACUUUGGCCCCCUCCACUUGCUCCUUUAACUGAAAUUUGGCUUUUUUUCUUAGUAGUUAACAAUCUUGUCUUUUGAAGUCUAAAAUCCCAAUUCUAAAUCUAUGGUUUGGUUCACAAGCUAUUUCUUACUUGACUUUUUUUCUGCAUUUGACACUGCUGACAGCCCCUUCCUUAAAAACCUCUUUUCCACCAGGUUUCUUGUAUUUCCCUCACUUCUGAGUGCCUCUUUUCAUGUAUUCUUUAAGUUAUUCCUUAGGCUUUUAUUCCUGCCGUCUUCAACACCACCACUUCUCACUCUUGAGUCCUUCCAAUUCAGUGAUCUCUAAAUCUGUAUCUUUAGCCUAAACUUCUCAGACCAUCUGCCUUCUACGCAUCUUCACUUGGUUUCCCACAGACACCUGUGUGCAUCUUAAAAAGUUACUCUGCCCCAAACCUACUCGUAUGCUUAUGCUCCUUCCUUUGGUUAAUUUUAGAACCAUCAUCAUUUAAAUUCUCUAGGCUAACCCUUCCACUCCCCUGUCCAGCCAGUGUCUAAUCUCUAUGGAUUUUAUUUCCAUAUCUCUGAUAUAUCACUGUCUUUCCAUUUUGAUUGCUCUUCCCUAAAGUACAAACCUUUUUCCUUGUACCUGACCUGUCUCCUCUCUUGCUUCACAAUGUUACCAAAGUGGGCUCUCUAUAAGCACUGUCACACUGUUACUCCCUGCUUAACACACAGUGAACUCAUGACCCUUUAGGAAGAAACCAGACCUCUUUCCUUGGUGAACAAAGUGCUCUGAUAGGGGUCUUUCUGUUUCCGCCAACCUCAUGUUCUGCUAAAGCUGACUUACAGUUCUUCAGAUGCAGCAUUGUCAGGCCUCCACAGCUCGGUGCCUGCUGUUCUCUAUCACGUGCCCUAGCCAUCCUUCCCCACCUGGGAAACUUCUGUGUAUCCUUGCAGGUCCAGCAUAGCGAUCACUUCUGUAAAUUCGCCCUUGCUCCAUCCAAGGAGGAUCAUCUAAGUUCUUUUGUGUCACCACUGUAAUUACAACCUACCUCUACUGUGUCACUUAUUGUACUGUAUUGUUUUUGUUUUUUAAAGUCUCCUUUACUAGAAUGUGAGCUCCUUAAGGGCAGGAAAAGGAACUUUAUCCAUGUUUGCAUCUCCACAGCAUAGUUUUUGGCAUAUGAACACUUAAUAAAUGUUUGUUGAAUAAAUUGA
Messenger RNA from Odocoileus virginianus texanus, 4684 nucleotides. RefSeq names its product endoplasmic reticulum oxidoreductase 1 alpha (gene ERO1A). Gene Ontology annotation, molecular function: thiol oxidase activity; FAD binding; protein-disulfide reductase activity. NCBI's taxonomy places the organism in Eukaryota, Metazoa, Chordata, Mammalia, Artiodactyla, Cervidae. Gene Ontology annotation, cellular component: endoplasmic reticulum; endoplasmic reticulum membrane. The record is from RefSeq and is a predicted model, not a curated record. Gene Ontology annotation, biological process: protein folding in endoplasmic reticulum.